AUGAGUAAUCCGAGAAAAGUUGUGUCUUUCGAAAAGGGAGUUCAAUUAUACAAAACCCGCGUCGAUUCGGACGCAAUGAUAAUCAAGCUUCUUAUACUGGCGCUCGUAGGCACAGCCUACGGACGGCCUCAAGAAGACUGUCCGUCUGAUGGACAGCAGUAUUUGAUCCCACACGAGAGCGACUGCUCUUAUUACUACAUCUGCGAAAAUGGCCAGAAGGUAGCCUGGUCCCGAUGCCCGGCGCAGACCUACUUCUCCUUUGAAAAACAGAUAUGCGACUUCCAUGUGCCUUCCGGAUGUAAUCUUGAAUCAAAUCAGGACAGUGCGGAUGAAGCCUUCAAAGGCGGAAGUAUCAAUCUCGGAAAUGAUUAUGAAACCUUCGACAACGGUUGUCCGAAGAACUUUAGCAUUGAGAAGCUUUUCCCGCAUGCCGACUGCAAGAAGUUCUACCAAUGCGUCCACGGGAACUAUCAAGAGAUGCCCUGCGGCCCGGGGACUAGCUUCAGCUACGCAUUACAGAAAUGUACCUGGCCACAACUAGCCGGGUGUGAUGGUGACGAGAAUGACAAUGACAACGGUGGCGGUAAUGGCGAAGGCAGUGGUGAUGGAGGAAAUGGUGGAGGUGGCGGGGAUGGUGGAGAUGGUGGAAACGGCGGAGGUGGUGGAGACGGCGGAAACGGUGGAGAUGGUGGAAACGGUGGAGAUGGUGGAAACGGUGGAGAUGGCGGAAACGGCGGAGAUGGCGGAAACGGCGGAGAUGGCGGAAACGGAGGCGGCGGUGGUAACGGAGGCGGCGGUGGUAACGGAGGCGGCGGUGGUAACGGAGGUGGCGGUGGAAACGGUGGAGGAGGAGGAGAUGGUGGCAACGGAGGCGGCGGCGGUAAUGGUGGAGGCGGCGGAGAUGGUGGUAAUGGAGGAGGCGGAGGAGGUGGUGGAAAUGAAGGCGGCGGGGGCGGGGGGAAAUGGUGGUAA
This is a messenger RNA of Leptosia nina, 972 nucleotides long. NCBI's taxonomy places the organism in Eukaryota, Metazoa, Arthropoda, Insecta, Lepidoptera, Pieridae. The record is from the annotation of a GenBank genome assembly.